Molecule: messenger RNA, 876 nt
Organism: Chondrus crispus (carragheen)
Lineage: Eukaryota; Rhodophyta; Florideophyceae; Gigartinales; Gigartinaceae
Exons: 2
Source: RefSeq, a predicted model, not a curated record
CUUACAGGGGCUGCGGGAUUCAUCGGUUCAUCGGUGGCUGAAGUCCUCUUGGCUCGCGGCAAUGAGGUGAUCGGCCUCGUCCGCGCUGACCUGGUGGAUGGCGCCGCGCUGGAUGCGCUGUUUGCCGACGAAAAGACACGGCCCGACGUGGUGGUUCACCUGGCGGCAUGGGCCGGUGUGAGGCCCUCGAUCGCGAAGCCGAUGGUCUACCAGCGCAACAAUCUCGAAGGCACGGUUCGUUUGCUCGAGCUGGCGCGCCAGCACGAUGUGAAGCCUUUUGUCUUCGCCUCGAGUUCAUCAGUGUAUGGGGCGCGCGACACCGUCCCGUUUUCCGAAGAAGACCGCGUCGAUGAUCCGAUCAGUCCGUACGCCGCCACGAAGAAGGCGGGCGAACUGCUCGGUUACACGUACAGUCACCUCUUUGGCCUGAACUUCGUCGGGCUGCGCUUCUUCACGGUCUACGGGCCGAGGCAGCGACCGGAGAUGGCGAUUCAUUUGUUCGCGCAGCGGAUCUUAGACGGCGUGACGAUUCGAAUGCACGGCGACGGUAGCUCCAGCCGUGACUACACAUACAUCGACGACAUUGUUGAAGGCGUGAUUGCAUCCAUCGACCGCGCAACUACGGUUGACGGCUAUCGCAUUUACAAUCUCGGCGGCUCCGAAACCACGACCCUCGCCGAACUGAUCGCGCAGAUCGAAGACGCGUGCGGCAAAAAAGCGAUCAUCGACCAGGUUCCCGAUCAACCCGGUGAUGUGCCGCGCACAUUCGCCGACGUGAGUCGCGCCAAAGAGGAACUCGGGUACAACCCGCGAACUCCGGUCGCCGUCGGGAUUCCUCGUUUUGUCGAAUGGCUCAAAAAUCGCCGCGGUGACUGA